AUGAGGACAAAGAAAAUCGGGUCAGCUGACUUUGGCAAAGACGCCGCGGCUGGAUCCGAUUUACAGAGAGCGGUCAGUUUCGUACCGGCAUGCUUGAAGGAAGAGUUACUGUGCAAAUUUUCGGAGCCAGUUAGGGACUGUUGUCAUAAAGUGACGAUCGUAGGGGCCGGUAUGGUCGGCGUAGCUUGCGCGAACGCUAUUCUAUUUCAGAAAAUCACUCCCCACCUCGCGAUGGUUGAUGCAUUCCCGAAGAAGUUGGAAGGGGAGGGAAUGGAUUAUAGCCACGGGUCAGUGUUCAUAGGAGAUCCACGUAUCGAUUACGACACAGACUUCUGUAUCUCAAGCAAUUCGAGGGUGGUCAUCAUAGCGGCUGGCGUGCGGCAAAUAAAGGGUGAAACUCGGCUGGACCUGGUGCAACGAAAUUCGGAGAUACUGAAGAACAUAAUACCGACUCUGGUUGGCUACAGUCCGAACGCGGUGUUCCUGAUCGUCAGUAACCCAGUUGACAUUUUGUCGUGGGUAACGUGGAAAGUGAGCGGAUUACCGGUCAGUCAAGUUAUCGGAAGUGGAACUCACCUCGAUUCAGGGAGGUUUCGUUACCUGAUCGCGGAUCGUCUAGGAAUAGCGCCGAGUUCGGUUCACGGUUACAUUAUCGGCGAGCACGGGGACAGUCAGGUUCCACUCUGGUCCGGAGUGAACGUCGCGGGCGUACAAUUUCGCGAUAUCCUACCGAAUAUUGGGCUGGAAACCGACGAAGAAAGAUGGUACGAAAUCUCCAAAGAAGUCGUCAGACUAGGACCAACAGUGAGGUGUUUAAAAGGCUAUUCCAACACUGCCGUCGGUCUUUCGGUUGCUGACAUUGUGGAUGCUAUACUCAAAAACACACAAAGGGUUAUACCGGUUUCAACCUUAAUUCAAGGUCACCACGAAGUCUGCCACGAGACGUUUUUGUCUCUGCCUUGUACCAUUGGGGAGAACGGUGUUACCAACAUCGUGCGGAUGCGCGUCACAGAGUUCGAGAAGAAAUUGUUCCAGGCAUCGGCGAACACCGUGUUCAACGUGCAAAAGGACGUGAAAACGUGA
Messenger RNA from Colletes gigas, 1083 nucleotides. Its product is annotated as L-lactate dehydrogenase C chain-like. Gene Ontology annotation, molecular function: L-lactate dehydrogenase (NAD+) activity. The transcript has 8 exons. Gene Ontology annotation, cellular component: cytoplasm. NCBI's taxonomy places the organism in Eukaryota, Metazoa, Arthropoda, Insecta, Hymenoptera, Colletidae. Gene Ontology annotation, biological process: carboxylic acid metabolic process. The record is from RefSeq and is a predicted model, not a curated record. Bases 1 to 1083 code for a protein of 360 amino acids.